AUGUCUCGCGGCAACCAACGUGAGUUGGCGAGGAAGAAGAACCUGGAGAAGGCCGCAAACAAGCCUAAGAAGACCACUGCUUCCGGCACCGAGCAAGCGAGGCAGAAAGAAACCGCGGCGGCAAUCAUGAGAGCGAAGCAGGCUGCAGCCGAUGCCAGAAAGGCAGCCGCAGCUGCUGCUGGUGACGGGAAGAAGAAAUGA
Molecule: messenger RNA, 201 nt
Organism: Verruconis gallopava
Lineage: Eukaryota; Fungi; Ascomycota; Dothideomycetes; Venturiales; Sympoventuriaceae
Exons: 4
Coding region: 1-201 (66 amino acids)
Source: RefSeq, a predicted model, not a curated record